Papaver somniferum (opium poppy) is the source of this 389-nucleotide messenger RNA. RefSeq lists its product as uncharacterized. Bases 38 to 379 code for a protein of 113 amino acids. NCBI's taxonomy places the organism in Eukaryota, Viridiplantae, Streptophyta, Magnoliopsida, Ranunculales, Papaveraceae. The transcript is spliced from 2 exons. The record is from RefSeq and is a predicted model, not a curated record.
UCGUUUUUUACUUGUUCGAUUUCAAUAAAUAUUAUUAAUGGCUAUUACAUGGUUGUUUCUUCUGAUCUUGCUUCAACAACUUCAUCCAUCCAGAUCCGUAGAAGGAAGAAUAGAGAAGAUAAUUUAUGUUGGGCGAAAUCUUUUUUGGUUACUCAUGUGGAAGAUUAUUAAGGAUUUUGAUACAACUUCUUCUCCGAUGGAUGAAACAAAGGCAUGUGGUUUGCAAUUUGAAUUGAAGAACAUUACAGACAAGGUAAUUGGGGGUGAUGCAAUCCACGGUCAACAAGCCGAUUUGGUGAAUGAUUAUGAUAUUCUUCAGAGCACUAUAUUUCUCACUUGUAAGAUCAAAACCUCUAUUAGUCUCUUCCAUGCUACCUGAUUUUAUGUAA